Molecule: messenger RNA, 327 nt
Organism: Rhizophagus irregularis DAOM 181602=DAOM 197198
Lineage: Eukaryota; Fungi; Glomeromycota; Glomeromycetes; Glomerales; Glomeraceae
Source: RefSeq, a predicted model, not a curated record
AUGUGGAUGUUAUCAGCUGGUGUACGUCCUUAUAAUAAUAAAUCUCAUGAUUCACAACUUAUACAAGAAAUCUGCUCGGGAUUAAGACCAAGUGUUAUUAGUGGGACUCCACCUGCUUUCGCUAGAUUAAUGUUACAAUGUUUGGAUGCUGAUCCAUCGAAGAGACCUACAGCAUCCCAACUUUACGAAUGGUUAGGAAACUGGGUUACAGCAAUCUGUGACGAUCCUGAAACUAAAUUUGUAAAUUUAGAAAAGUUAAACCUUAGGAAUUUACCAUGCCAUGAAAAUGCCAUUUAUUUCAGUCAUCAAUUAGUUUCACAAAUUUAG